GGCGCAGCGGAGGCGGCUGUGACCCUAUAAGGGGAGGCGGCGGCGCUGGCUCCGCGGCGGUGGGGGGAUGGCCCGGGCCGGCAGACGCCCCUCGGCGGGCUCGUAGCGCCCCCGGCCGCACCGGGCACGCCACGGCCGCCUGCGCGGGAGGGGUUUUCGGUGCGUGCUGGGGUCUCCUUGCACUGACACUUCCCUCUGUUCCCGGCUCCCCAGGUGUACCGUGAUACCCGCCCCCCCCUGCCGCCGCCGCCAUGUCCCGCCGCAGCCAGCGUCUCAUCACCACGCGCUAUUACCCCGGGGACGACGAUGCCACGACCAGCAGCAGCGGCAGCUCUCUGCUGGGGGGCCAACAGCUCCCCUUCAAGGAGAGCACCGGCAGGACGAUCAGGAGGAAAUCGAGCAGCACCAAGCGCCUCUCUCCCUCCCCGGGCACCCAAACCUCCUACUACAGCGAGUCCCUGGUGAGCGAGUCCUACCUGGGGGGCAGCCGGGGCCUCGCCGCCCUGGGCAGCUCUGUGCUGGAUGAUGCCCUGGACAGCAGCACAUACUGGGGUGGGGAGCUUUCCAGCAGGAAGAGAAGAGGCGUAGGGGACGCAGAGUCCAGCAAGAUCAAUGGGCUGUUGGAGAGCAAGAUGUAUGACACCUACGCCUCUUCGUCUGGGUACUCCUCGGAAGACGACUACGCAGGUCAACUUUACUCUGGCCAGAGUAGCUCUGGGUCGGGGCUGAGGACCGCAGCCUCUCGAGUAGGCUCCUUCCUCUGGCAGGUGCUCACCUCCCCAGUCCGGUUCGUGGGGUGGCUGUUCUCAGGACUGGCAGCUGCCUGGCACCGCCUCACCGGCACAGCUCCCCACACGGGUGGCGUCCCCUUCUCUAGGCGCUACCCAUGGCUGAAGAGGUCCCUGCUUCUGCUGCUGCUCCUCCUGCUCCUUGCUGUUGCUGCCUACGGAGCUUGGUACUUCUACCCAUACGGGCUGUCGACAUUCAGCCUCCCCACCUUCUCGUGGUGGGGAGCUGGAAAGCUUUCCUCCUCUGAUGUGCCUGGAGCAGGGGACCUGACUGCACUGGACCAGGGGCUUCGGGGGGAGCACCGGCUCCUGGCUCGCUUCCAGGCCCUGGAGAAGCGCUUUGAGGCACUGGAGGCUGAGGUGUCACGGUGGGAGCUGCAGCGGGGGGCGGCAGCCGUGGCAGCAGGGGGAGAGCCGCCCUCAGGGGACGUCUUGGCAUUGCUGGAGGGACUGAUGAGCCGCCGGGAUACAGGGCUGAAGGAGCAUCUCCGCACUGACAUGACCAGCCACCUCCAGGGUGAGCUGGAUGCCCUCCGAACUCAGGUGCAGAGGGAUUUAGACGAGCGCCUGGGGAAGAUGGCACAAGCCUCUUUGGAGAUGGAGGCACGCUUGAUGGAGCUGAACUCGAAGUGGCGGAGCUCAGCGCAGGAGAGCCUGCAAGGGAGCUUCCAGCAGGAGGUGGGUGAGCUGGAGCAGGAGGUGGCAGCGCUGAGGAGGGAGCUGGCAGGUCUCAAGUCGGACCAGGAGGUGAUGGGGAAGAACGUGGAGGGGAUGCUGGAGCAACUGAAGGCGGUGCGGGCUGAUAUGGAAACGCAGUUCCCGGCGUGGGUCAGUCAGUUCCUGUCACAGUCCCGGCGGGAUGGUGCCGCUGGCCUCAUUCUCCAGCGUGAAGACUUGCAAGCGGAGCUCCAGGCCCUGGAACACAAGAUCCUGGCCAAAGUCUUGGAAGACCGGAGGCUGUCGUCACGGGAUGCUCAGGCCGGUAUUGGAGUGGCCCUGCAGCAAGCGGGGACUGCGGGGGUGACAGAGGAGCAAGUGCAUCUUAUCGUGGACCAGGCCCUGAAGCGCUACAGUGAGGACCGCGUGGGGAUGGUUGACUACGCCCUGGAGUCAGCAGGGGCCAGCGUCAUCAACACCCGCUGCUCAGAGACCUAUGAGACACAGACGGCACUGCUGAGCUUGUUUGGCAUCCCCCUGUGGUUCCACUCACAGUCCCCCCGUGUCAUCCUGCAGCCAGAUGUCAACCCUGGGAACUGCUGGGCAUUUCGUGGGUCUCAGGGCUUUGCUGUCAUCCGCCUCUCCAGCAUCAUCCGCCCCACAGCCGUGACACUGGAGCACAUCCCGAAAGCCCUCUCGCCCCAGGGGACCAUUCCCAGUGCCCCCAAGGAUUUCGCUGUUUAUGGCUUGAAGGAGGAGGGAGAGGAUGAGGGUCUUCUCCUUGGGCAGUUCACCUACAACCAUGAUGGUGACCCCAUCCAAACGUUUUACUUGGAGGGCAAUGCUGUGGGCACAUACCAGCUGGUGGAGCUCCGGGUGCUGAGCAAUUGGGGCCACCCCAAAUACACCUGCAUCUACCGCUUCCGCGUGCACGGGGAGCCAGCGCACUGACCCCCGGCUCCUGCGAGGGACGAGGAUGCUGCCGGGCUGACAGCAGGAGGGGAUGCGUCUGGUUCGCUGCUUUGCACGUAGAAAUCCUGGGAUGUGCCAGCAGCUGCCCUGGGGAGCUGCUCCCCUCGGGGGAGGAGAAGAGCUGGCGUUUAAGGGGUGAAGCUUUCACUCGUCCAAGGACUGGGGUGGCGAGGCAAGAGCAUCCCACGUGGGUCCUAGCGCAGCCUGGCUUGUUUUCUGUGCGUACUGGACGUUUUAACUUUUUAAGCUAAUUUUUUUAUCGGGUCUGCGCAGCCCCUCAUCCCUGUUUGUCUGCUCCUUUCUGAUGGUGUGCGGAGCGUCGCUGGGGCUUGGGGAAAGGGGUACGUAACUUUGCAACGUGCUUCAUGCAGGCUUGGGCGUGAUGGGGUAUAUGGGACUGCGCUGACCAGCUCAGUGCCACGGGAGUAGGUAGGAGCCACCAGUCAUGGCCACCGAGUGGCUCCCCUCCACGUGGGGCCACUCCUCCUGCCUCGGUGAUGGUUCAAGUGAAAAUCUUCAGACCUCCAAUGCUGGGCUGGCAGAGGGGAAAUAAGGCAGUAUUAACGAAGUAUUAAUGUAAAACUAACGGUUUAGGACAGCAGGAGGGGAGAAAUUCAGCGUGUGUUGGUGGCGGAGCCUGCCCUGGUGCCGCUGCCCAUCUGCUUGAGCGCUCCCGCUGCCAGCGGCUGUGGUGGGUCUCGGCAAUUCCAUUGGGCCCCCGGCUCCAUGGUAUUAGGGUUGAUGAUGCUAUUGAAAACUCCUGUUGCCUGCUUCCCUUUUGAGGUUUUUUUUUUUGUCUUUUUAAGUGGGGGGAAGGUGGGGGGGUGGGAAGGAGUUAUUUUCCAGUUGGGGUGUUUGGGAUUAUUUUUUUGUAGUAACAAAGGGGGGUGGGGUGAGGGGGAGACUUUUUCCAUGCAGUUUCUACUUAACCAGGGAAUGUUACAUGGUGCCACUUGGGCGAGUGGCUUAGAUGCAGAGGGCUAGAGCUUUGUUUAGUAGGCGAAUAGUGCACACAGUAGGAUAAGCUAGAAUAAGAUGAGCAGAGCUGUUUAAAAUAUGGGCCUAGAGUUGUUGGUGGCUUAGUAGCUGGACCUGGGAGGCAAGGUCCUCUGGACCUUGGACUGCUGCUUGGCAGGGUGCCAGAGGCAUUCCUGCCUUCCCUUGCUCUGGAGAUGCCCUCCGAGACUGCAACGCAUGGCUGCGGCCCCUUGCCUGCGGCUGCAUCUGUACAUAGGCGACUUUGCAGCGAGCAGGAGCUGCUGCCCCAGUGCUUGGCAUGAAUCCCUCUGUGCCUCAGUGGUCUCUUGGGUGGGAGAUGGGGCAAUCCCCAGGGCCUGCAGGUGCCAGCAUGCUUCUGCACCUUGGGGAGCAACAGGGCCUCCCCCUACCUGCAGUGCUCAGGGCCGUCUCCGACACCUCCCGGUCCCUGAUGGCAGAUGGCUGGCACAGGCUGACCUCCUUUCUCUUGGAAGGGUUCCCUUUCCCUCCUGCCUUCUCCUCCCUGGCAUAGCUUGGUUCCCUGAGCCCUGGGCUGCAGAGGACUGUGCCAGAGCAGGAUGGGGCAUUCUGCCUGCAGCGGGCGCGUAGAUCCUGCCAGUACCGCUGGGGGGGAGCCGUGGCAGGGCACUGCAGGCGGGAUGCACAGGGACCUUCCCCAGGCUGAGGAGUGCCAGGGCCAUCUGGCUGCCUCACCUCCUGGCUGCCUGCAUCACGCUCUAGUUUGGCUUAUGUCCUUGGGUGGCAUUAUACAGCCUCCACACUUGUGUUUUGUUGAAAGAAAAGCUAAAGGGCUCAUCUUUAGCAUUUCAGCCCUGUCUGAUGCUGGCAUCAUCCUUUCCCUGGGACUGUCCUUUCCUGGGCACAGGCGGGGCACCAUGAAUUGAUGCCCAUUCUGUUCUUCCCUGCUUGAAGCACUGUAGGGCAAGGGACAUAGAGAAAAGGGGCUGAAGAAGUGUCUCCCUUCAUCGUGCCCUGAUGUGUGCUGAGCCCUGAGCUCCUCAGUACCAGCCCCAGGGGAUGAGUAUGAUGGCAGCGUGUCCUUUCUGGAGGGGUCUGCUUACUCCAAGCAAGGAAAGCAAGCCCAAAGGAUGCAGCCCCCUCUCUAACAAGUUAAGUUACUCCAUGUAACCCUCUGCAGAGCUGGGAGGCCCUGCUCCUGGGAAAAAGCAGUCCUGCUGCCAGAUCCAGUGAUGAUAAAUUCUCUCCUAUACUGAGUGUAGUCUUAAUUCUUGGCAGCAAUAGCCAAAGUUAUUUUAAACUUGUCUACAGCUGUGUGCUUGCCUUGGAGUCAUGUCCAUGAGUACCCUGUGCACAUAGAGUUCUGCUUUUGUGUAUGCCUGGACCUGUCCCAGGCUCAGCAGAGUAGCUCCUAUAUUUAAUUGAAUGAUAAAGAGAGAGCAGUGAUUAAGCUCUCCCCCUUCCCCAGGGGUUCUCUGGCUGCUGGAGCAAAUGCCAUAACCAUGAGGCUGGAAAACCUCCUUUUUUAAUGUCCUUUCUGGCUCCCUGGCUGCCAGGGUAGAUGGGGUCUUUGCCCAAGAAAAAAUGUUUUUUAUAGUACAUCAGGCACACUGGUGAGAGGUGGGAAAGAGUGACCUCUUUUCCUGAGAAUGGAGUUGGAGCAGGGUCUCUGCCCCUUCCGAGGGGGUGUUAACUUGCUGGCUGUGGGGUGGGGAGCAUCUGGCUUUACAGGACAAGCUUGCCCUGUCCCUGGGAGAUGAAAGUUUCUGCUGUUCUGAGGCAAAAACUCCUGGAGAUACCAGUGAGAGGAGGUCACCCUGGGGGCUUAUGCCCUUCUCUAAGGGAUAGUGCUGGUUUUGGAGGCCUCACCAUGCUGACUGCUGAGGAUCCCAGAAAGGCAUGCUGAGGCUAUGUGCAGUUUCUCAGCCCCCAAAUGCUGCACUGGUGCAGGGCUGCAGCCUGAGCGCCCGCACGGAAGCGCCUGGCCAGCUGCCUCUCCUGCAGCAGCUUGCAGGAUUUCUGCAACACUUAUCUGAGCUGCCAAGAAAAAGAGGGCACAUUAAACUGCUGCUUCAGCAUGUGUGCCCAGGGGUACUUAAUCCUAGUGCUGAUGCAGAUGAGCCUGGUGAGGCAGGAGAAACAUGAAACAGCUGUCAGAGCAGACUUCCCUUAUUUACUCCCAUUUCCCUCCUCAGUUUGCCCUACACAUGUGUUAUGAAUUAGCCCUGCAGAAACAGAUGGUUACAGGCAGGAGAUGAGUUUGUAUUUGAUGCUGUAGCCUGUUGCAAAUGCUGCACUGUUUUGUUCAUUCUAUUUUUUAAUCAACAGAUUGUAAUUUAUGCCUAUGCAAAGAAAAAAAAAAAGACCAAGACAAAUAAAUUAUAUCAAAACUGC
Molecule: messenger RNA, 5768 nt
Organism: Falco peregrinus (peregrine falcon)
Lineage: Eukaryota; Metazoa; Chordata; Aves; Falconiformes; Falconidae
Gene: SUN2
Product: Sad1 and UNC84 domain containing 2
Exons: 17
Coding region: 252-2396 (714 amino acids)
Biological process (GO): nuclear envelope organization
Cellular component (GO): nuclear envelope; meiotic nuclear membrane microtubule tethering complex
Molecular function (GO): protein-membrane adaptor activity
Source: RefSeq, a predicted model, not a curated record